This is a messenger RNA of Diplodia corticola, 1044 nucleotides long. RefSeq lists its product as uncharacterized. The record is from RefSeq and is a predicted model, not a curated record. The transcript has a single exon. Lineage: Eukaryota; Fungi; Ascomycota; Dothideomycetes; Botryosphaeriales; Botryosphaeriaceae. The coding region runs from base 1 to 1044 and encodes 347 amino acids. Gene Ontology annotation, cellular component: nucleus.
AUGUCCUCCAACAAAGAUGCCGCGCUCUAUGGCAUCCCGCGUCCCAAAAAAGCCGCCGACAAGCAGGCCACCUCAUCUAGCAACCUCGCCUUCGCCUCGCAGCUCUCGUCGCUCAUCUCCGCCGGUUCCUCGUCGUCACAGCCCAAGUCCGCCGGUCGCGCGCGGCCCAAGAACAAGGACGAUAUAUUCAGCGUGCACAACAAGAAUUCCCGCAAACGCGCGCUCAAAGACCUCGACGAUACCGACUUCACCCAGCGCCAUAGCACCUCCAGCGAAGCUCUCGAUGACGCGACGUUCAAGCGGUCGAAACGGAAAAUGGAGGAGAAGGCGCGUCUAUACGCGGCUAUGAAGCGCGGCGACGUCGAGGAUGCGGACGAGCGCUACGCCGUGGACUUUGACCGCAAGUGGGCUGAAAAGCAAGACGCUGAAGAAGCGGAUACGUCGUCGGAUGAGGAUGCAGGCAGCGAGCCCGAGGAGCUCGUGGAAUAUGUCGAUGAGUUUGGCAGGACGCGGCAGGGCACAAGGGCGGAUGCUGCGAGGGAAGAACGGCGCAAGAAGUCGAUGUUUGACGAGCCGGACCGCUUCACCGCAAGGCCAGCGAUGCCGACAAACGUAAUUUACGGCGAUACAAUCCAGACUGCUGCCUUCAACCCGGAUGAGACAGUAGCGCAAAAGAUGGCAGAGAUUGCAGCUAAGAGAGAGGAUACUCCACCCAAGGAUACCCACUUCGACGGUAGAGCAGAGAUUAGGAACAAGGGAACCGGCUUCUUCCACUUCUCGCAAGAUGAGGAGGAACGUAAGAAGCAGAUGGAGGAACUUGAGAAAGAACGGCUGGAGACUGAGUUCAGGCGAGCAGAGAGGGAGAAGAAGAAGGAAGACAGAAAGAAGGAGGUUGAGGAACGGAGAAAGGCGCUCAAGGAAAGGCGAUCGAAAGCACAGGCGGACAAGUUUCUCGAUGGUCUUAUGGGUGAACUGGGAGAAAAGGCUGAUGAAGAUACGGCUGUCCCGGAAGACGGGGGAAAUGAGGAGACCAACGCUGGAUGA